Molecule: messenger RNA, 1250 nt
Organism: Thermothielavioides terrestris NRRL 8126
Lineage: Eukaryota; Fungi; Ascomycota; Sordariomycetes; Sordariales; Chaetomiaceae
Exons: 2
Coding region: 125-952 (275 amino acids)
Biological process (GO): mitochondrion organization
Cellular component (GO): membrane; mitochondrion
Source: RefSeq, a predicted model, not a curated record
CGCAAACUAGAGCAGCACAUCAGCGCAUCUCCCAUCCCAACACCGGCCCACUCCGACCGAUAAUUUCGAACCCCCCCAACGCCCCCAGCCAGAGGCGGCACCUGUUUGUGCGCACAGAACCAAGAUGGCGGCGCGAGGACUCAACUUCGUGUACUCGGCGGCAGUCCCGGCGGCGGUCGGCUACUACCUGCUGCAGUCGUCCAUGUACGAUGUCAAGGGCGGCACCCGUGCCGUCAUCUUCGACCGGCUGUCGGGCGUCAAGGAGACGGUGGUCAACGAGGGCACGCACUUCCUGAUUCCGUGGCUGCAGAAGGCCAUCAUCUUCGACGUCCGGACGAAGCCGCGCAUCAUCCCGACGACGACGGGCAGCAAGGACCUGCAGAUGGUCAGCUUGACGCUCCGGGUGCUGCACCGGCCCGAGGUGCAGGCCCUGCCCAAGAUCUACCAGUCCCUCGGCCAAGAUUACGACGAGCGCGUGCUGCCGUCGAUCGGCAACGAAGUGCUCAAGGCGAUCGUGGCGCAGUUCGACGCGGCCGAGCUCAUCACGCAGCGCGAGGCGGUGUCGCAGCGGAUCCGGCAGGACCUGAUGAAGCGGGCAAGCGAAUUCAACAUCGCGCUCGAGGACGUGUCCAUCACGCACAUGACGUUCGGCAAGGAGUUCACCAAGGCGGUCGAGCAGAAGCAGAUCGCGCAGCAGGACGCCGAGCGGGCGCGCUUCAUUGUCGAGCGGGCCGAGCAGGAGCGGCAGGCCAACGUCAUCCGCGCCGAGGGCGAGGCCGAGAGCGCCGAGACCAUCAGCCGGGCCAUCGCCAAAGCGGGCGACGGCCUGAUCCAGAUCCGCAAGAUUGAGGCCAGCAGGGAGAUCGCCCAGACGCUGGCGAGCAACCCGAACGUGGCGUAUCUGCCCGGCGGCAAGGGGACCAACCUGCUGAUGAGCGUCGGCAGGCAGUGAAUGAGAGAGAGCCGGCGGAGGCGAUGGGACGGUAACCGGCGGUCGCGAUGGGACGGUAACCGGCGGUCGCGAUGGGACGGUAACCGGCGGUAGCCGGGCGAGACCGUCUAUGUAUUACUAUUACUACUCUAUGACUGCUCUUCGUUCCCCGCUUCGGAUUUUCAGGAGAAUGGGAGUACCGGUUUUGAGGUUGAGCCUGGUUCUCUGCCCUGGUUCCUGGGUGCUUGGAUGCAGUGCACUUCACGGCGGUGAGUCUUGGGCUGCAGCGGGACACCGGUGAACUGUCUUUUUACCUCAG